This is a messenger RNA of Pseudoliparis swirei, 2588 nucleotides long. RefSeq names its product neurocalcin-delta A. Gene Ontology annotation, biological process: calcium-mediated signaling. Gene Ontology annotation, cellular component: cytosol. NCBI's taxonomy places the organism in Eukaryota, Metazoa, Chordata, Actinopteri, Perciformes, Liparidae. The transcript is spliced from 6 exons. The record is from RefSeq and is a predicted model, not a curated record. Bases 428 to 1009 code for a protein of 193 amino acids. Gene Ontology annotation, molecular function: tubulin binding; calcium ion binding; actin binding.
CGUUUUUUUUAAAGGCCUAACUUGUUGUCUCGUCUGCGCAUGCGUCGUGACAGUCGUUAUUUCGCCGAGCCGGAAGAUGAGCCAGUUUUCCUCUCACGCAGCAACACAUCUUCGCUCUACGAUUAUCUUUUGAGUCUUUAACUCUCUGACACUUGUUGGAGAUACAUGUUUUUCCCGAGUGUCGCUCUCCAGUAAUAUUUAUAAAUAUAAAUAUAAAUAUAUAUAUGACUUACCAGCAGAUGAAGAAGAGGAUACCGCCGGGGACAGUUCUAACCUAAGUGACGCUGUUGACUUCCAGGUCAUCGGUGGACCGGGGAGGGGAGCCGCGAACCCCCCAAACUCGAGAAGGAGCGACCGCCGCGCUGCAGGCGUGCGUCCACACGCCCCACCUGCUGUGAGCCGAGUGACCGACCGGUAACCGACCGCCAUGGGGAAGCAGAACAGCAAGCUGCGCCCCGAGGUGAUGCAGGACCUCCUGGAGAACACGGACUUCACCGAGCACGAGAUCAUGGAGUGGUACAAGGGCUUCUUGCGGGACUGCCCCAGCGGGAACCUCUCCAUGGACGAGUUCAAGAAGAUCUACGCCAACUUCUUCCCUUACGGAGACGCCUCCAAGUUCGCCGAGCACGUCUUCCGCACCUUCGACGCCAACGGAGACGGGACGAUCGACUUCAGGGAGUUCAUCAUCGCCCUGAGCGUGACGUCUCGCGGCAAGCUGGACCAGAAGCUGAAGUGGGCGUUCAGUAUGUACGACCUGGAUGGCAAUGGAUACAUCAGCAAGGCGGAGAUGCUGGAGAUCGUGCAGGCGAUCUAUAAGAUGGUGUCCUCUGUGAUGAAGAUGCCCGAGGACGAGUCGACGCCCGAGAAGAGGACGGAGAAGAUCUUCAAGCAGAUGGACACCAACAGAGACGGUAAGCUGUCUCUGGAGGAGUUCAUCAAAGGAGCGAAGAGCGACCCCUCCAUCGUCCGCCUGUUGCAGUGCGACCCGAGCAGCGCCGGGCAGUUCUAAACACCCCGAGGGCAUCGACACAACCUUGCUUCUUUUGAGGGCGUCCACAUGCCCUCUCUCUCCUCCACGGAGCAGACUGACGAUGAAGAAUGACGAGCUGAUGAUGACGAUGACGAUGAAGACGACAUGCCUUCAACACGCACUGAGGACAUCGAGGAGGGGCGCAGGAGCCAAAAUCCACCACCACCCCCCCCAAACACCCCCCCCCCCCACCACCACAAGCUUGUUAUAAAUAAAAAAAACUCCGAACCCCAACAAAGACUAAACCUGGAGAAUAAUGUCCCCAAAACCCCUCCACCCAGGUUGACCCCCCUCCCCAGCCCCCCUCAGUCCUCCUAUCGGCAUGGCAACGUGUAGAGGAGGCGGUGGCCAGUAGGUUGUGUGUGUGUGUACAGUUUAAACUGGAGUCUCUGUAUCCGUGUCUUUUGAUUGGCUCUCUGUGCCAAGAGCCUCUGUCUCUUUACUGUGUUCCAUAGACGGAGAGAGACAACGAGAGAGAGAGGGAGAGAGAGAGAGAGGGAGAGAGAGAGACACGAUGGUGUUGAAUAACAGGAUUUUCCGGAGGUGGGUGAGAUUAUUUAAUCUGCAGAGAGAGCGCUGCUUUCUUUUUUUCCCCGUUUCCUUCUUUUUCUACCGUGAGAAUGUGUGUCCGUGUGUUUGUGCGUUUUUUAACAAACUCGAUUAGACUUUUGUCUUUCAUAUUUUUUCGUGCUGGGACUAAAUGACAUGUAACGUGUGAAUGCGAUGCUCCGAUGCAUACGCGCCCUGAUCAGUAGUUUUAGAUGAGUGUGAGGAAGAGUGAACGCAUCCCUUCAUCCACCGUCUGAUUCCAGUGUUUUCUUUUUUGUUAUCGGUAAGAAUUUGACAGAUUGAUUUAGGAAUGUGGCGGUUUUUACUGCCUCGAGCGUCAGGAGGAUAGAAGAGUAGUAUUUCAGUGCAGUGUAGAUACAUGGAGAGCCAGUUCACGAUGACUCGCUUCAUAACAAACGUUGUGAAUUGAUAAAAAAAAGAAGAGUUUUACAUUUUUUUGGGGAAGUUUAUUUAUUUAAAGGUGUUGUGGGACGUCCGGCAUGCAAACACAUUCCCCACGUGAAGAAUCGCAGCGUCUUCACGGUCUUCACUUUUAAAUGGUUUUUUUAGAUGCCGCAUGAUGAGCAUCUGGGGAGCAGAGACUAAAGAACACACGUCUGCAUGUGACUGCGCGCAUGUAUGUGUUUUCAACAAACGCGUUUUUAUGGACUUCCAACGGCUCGGCGGAACCGGUCCGAGCUCGCUUUCUGUACGUUGGUGUCGCCGAACACACGCGCUGCUUCACGGGGAUGCUGGGAAGACACACACACACACACACACGAAGAGCAGUGAAUUCCAGAUUCUACAGCACCCUGUCAGAAUCAUGUGACCGACAUGAGGCGCUGCGAUGGCGUCCCAUGAAGUACAAACGGAGGGAUUCGAUUGGCUGUCUUUAUUUUAGUCUCCCCUUAUCCCCCUCCUUCUUUCCUCCACGAAGCUGUCAAAGAAAAGAGAAGUAAAGAGUUCCACUGUGACUGGUGUGCCCCCCCGCUCCCCCGCCCCAGAGUAA